Molecule: messenger RNA, 2355 nt
Organism: Centrocercus urophasianus (Greater sage-grouse)
Lineage: Eukaryota; Metazoa; Chordata; Aves; Galliformes; Phasianidae
Gene: RIMS3
Product: regulating synaptic membrane exocytosis 3
Exons: 8
Coding region: 403-1431 (342 amino acids)
Biological process (GO): calcium ion-regulated exocytosis of neurotransmitter; regulation of synaptic plasticity; positive regulation of synaptic transmission
Cellular component (GO): presynaptic membrane; cytoskeleton of presynaptic active zone
Molecular function (GO): small GTPase binding; transmembrane transporter binding
Source: RefSeq, a predicted model, not a curated record
UGUCCCUGCUGUGUCCCUGCCUUCCCCUUCCCUUGCAGCACCCCGAGGGGAUUUUCUCCCCAUCCUCUCUGCCCCCCAAAUUGCACUUUCCCACCUGCAAACCCCAGCUCACUGCCUGGACCCCGUUGGGGCUUUGCCUGCCACCGGGACCCCCGCGCCGUGCAGCGGGGAGCGCAGGGCAAUCCGAGCCUGCUGUUAUUUGAGGGAGAGACAGAGUUAAAGUUGGUGAAGGAGGGUUUCCUCGUGGCACGUGGCUGCCAUGUCAAAGGGUGCGCAGCCCGCGGAGGGAACGCAGGGAGAGCACUGCAGGAAUUCACCAUGAGCGAAAAGAGAAGCGGCUCCGGGGGACGUUAGUGUUCAUCUUUGGGGAGCCAAGCUGAUCCCACCCCGCGACGCCUCACCAUGUUCAACGGGGACGCCGGCCCGUCGGCGGGCAGGAAUGUGGUGCGCAGCUCCAGCAUCAGCGGGGAGAUGUACGGCGUGGAGAAGAGCGCGCGGGGCAGCGCCGACUCCGUCAGCAUCACGGCCAGCAAGAAGCGGCGCUCCAGCCUGGGAGCCAAGAUGGUGGCCAUCGUGGGGCUGUCGCAGUGGAGCAGGAGCACGCUGCAGCUCAACCAGAGCGAGGGCGGCCCCAAAAAGCUGCGCAGCAACAUCCGCCGGAGCACCGAGACCGGCAUCGCGGUGGAGCUGAGGACCAGGGUGACCCGGCAGGGCAGCCGCGAGUCCACCGACGGCAGCACGAACAGCAACAGCUCCGACGGCACGUUCAUCUUCCCCACCGCACGGCUGGGAGCCGAAAGUCAGUUCAGUGACUUCCUGGAUGGGUUGGGCCCGGGGCAGCUGGUGGGACGGCAGACUUUGGCCACCCCCCCGAUGGGUGGCUUUUCCCAACGGCUGGGGACCAGCCCAGCUGACAGCCGGCAGGAGGCGGGUGCUGGGAGGAUGCUGAGUGCGGUGCGUCCCUUCCCCUGCCCAGGUGAUGUCCACAUGGGCAUGGCGGACCGCAGCGGGCAGCUGGAGGUGGAGGUGAUCCAGGCACGGGGCCUCAUCCCAAAGAUGGGCUCCAAAUGCAUCCCAGCCACCUACGUGAAGGUUUACCUGCUGGAAAACGGCGUCUGCCUGGCCAAGAAAAAGACCAAAGCGGUGAAGAAGACCUGCGACCCCUCGUACCAGCAGGCGCUGCUCUUCGAGGAGAGCCCCCAGGGCAAAGUCCUGCAGGUGAUCGUGUGGGGCGACUACGGGCGCAUGGACAGCAAGUGCUUCAUGGGCAUGGCUCAGAUCGUCCUGGAGGAGCUCGACCUCUCCAGCACCGUGGCGGGCUGGUACAAACUCUUCCCCACCUCCUCUCUGGCCGACUCCAGCAUCGGGCCGCUGGCACGCCGCCUCUCCCAGUCCUCUCUGGAGAGCUCCACCAGUCCCUCCUGCCCAUAGCCGGGCAGGGAGAGCCAUCCCGACCCCCAGGACUGUCUGUGGAUGGCUGUGCCUAAAUGAAAUUUGCUGACAAUACUCAGGGGAGACACCACUAGCGACUCUGCUUUCUUCGCGGAAUGCACUGAGCACGAGGACUGUCCCGAAGGAUCGGUGUCCAACAGAGAGGAAAAAAAAAAGAGAAAAAGAUUAAAAAAAAAAAAAAAGAGAGAAAAACCAAACCACGACACCAAGAGAGGAGGAACGGGGGAUCCCCGCCGCCCCCACGGCUCUGCCUUCCGGGUCCUGGCACGCAGGCAGAGCGGAGGGCGCAGAACAGACCCUCAGUUUGAUGCGAUUCGCUUUGCCAACUCGACUCCAGUGGGAGAAAGGAGGAGGAGGAGCUCUGUCAGCACUGCUCAGCACUGCGCUCUGCCAUGGGCGCACAGCACCGCGCAGCCCCUGCGUUCUGCUCCACCUGAGAGCCCAGCACCAGGAACCCGGCAGCGCCGGCUCACUUCUUAUUGCUCCUAACGGCAUCGCGGUGCAGGCAGGAGGAGGGCAAACGGCUCCCAGCAGCACCGCCUGCCUUGCUGCAAACGCUGCGGGUGUGGGAGCGAUUCCUGCAGCCGAGGCUGUGCUCACAUCACCGCGUCCACCCCGUUCAUCUCCAACCGUGUGAGCCCUGUGCCAACCCUGCACCCGGCCCCACGCAGCACCCAGCACCCAGCACUGCCUGCAGUGCAGCACAGCCACGGCCCUGCACUCCGAGCUGCUGGGGAAUGCUCAUUGCACGGGGCAUUCCUUGCAUGCUGCAAGGAACAGAGGAUGGCUGAUCGGACCCUGGGAGGUCACUGCAUCUUCCCUCCCCCUGGAAAGCAGAUCCAGGCCCUUCUCCUUCCCAAAUAUGUUCCUCUAGAAAAGAAAUGAGCAUCAGACAGAAGGGGC